Molecule: messenger RNA, 4508 nt
Organism: Anopheles funestus (African malaria mosquito)
Lineage: Eukaryota; Metazoa; Arthropoda; Insecta; Diptera; Culicidae
Exons: 3
Coding region: 1109-3943 (944 amino acids)
Source: RefSeq, a predicted model, not a curated record
ACUCCGUGUAUGUCCCAUUAGCUAUGCAUGUAUUCUGAAGCUUCGCGACCAGUGCGCCUCCGUUGUUCGAUCUCCGCAGCCAACGAUCAACGAUCGACGAUCGGCGUUUCUUCCUGCUCCAGCAGCAGCAGCAGCAGCAGUGACUUCGUCCAGUGACUUCGAGCAUGAGCGGGAACUCGUAAUAUCUUCAUUUGUUUAGAAGCGGUGCUCGCGAGUGGUCGUAUCUGGUGCGCGUGAACGAAGAUGUGAAUCUCGUGGCGUUAGUGCUACUAUCUGCUGAUAAACCAGUGACAGUGAUUGUAGAUAAAAUGUGUGUGUGUGUGUUUUAUUUUCUGGUGGUGAGCUGAUGCGAUAGGCAAAAAAAACUAACUAAGCCGAACUGACCUAUCGAACACAGAUCAACUAUCGUACCGUGUGUGGAAUAGUCAUUUAAAUUAAUUAUCAUCCACAACUCGGCAAAGCCUGGUUGAUGUGGUGAUCUCAUGAAGCUAAACGACUUUUAAUUUCUACUCCAUACGCCUUCCUGUGUGCAAGACACGCUUGUCAUCAAUUCGUUAAAAUAUUCUUACACUACUGAACUGAGACGUAGUGAAUGAAAGUGUUAGCGACCAGUUCGUCGUAGCCCAGUGUACAUUGUGGCAGUGUUCUAAGUGGACUGUUGUUAUGAAUGAAUUCAUCUUACGUAAAGAAGGCUGUCAAGCAAACGCGGCUGUUCUAUAAGUGGUGAAUGACGCGAGUGAUAAAAAGCGAGGUUGUGGUGUAAGUGCGGUGGAAUUAAAGAAGAAUAAUCGACGCAUUCUUUGCUCCGGCUGACAACGGAAGUGACUCGGGGGGCCGAAGGUGUGACUCAACGAAUCUACGGCCUGUGGUGAUAUGAUUCAAACCGGAGCAAGAAGCGGCUCGGUUGCUUUGGGAAACCUUCUCCAUUUGAGAGGGCUGUUGUUACACGUUGCGUGACAGUGUGGUUAUAUAUCACUUGUGAUACAAGGUUACGAGUCAACAUACGAUGCCGACGUUUCUCGUGAUUCAGUAGCGGCUUCUGGAACGAUUGAGGAAAUUGAACAUCAUACAACAGCAUCAUUAUGGAUUCGCUUAAGUUGGAGGUGGCAUGCAAGACUUCUCGAAGGAUGAUCUAGGACUUCUGAGUUCCAGUGGCGUCAGUAACGAGAAAGAUUCUCUCGGACAUUCGCACAUACAUCAAGAUCACCACACCGUUCACCAGAGUCAUCUGAGUUCAACUGGAAGUGGGAACUCGGUUGGGCUUGUAGUUGAUGAGAUUAAGCUAACAAACAUACCGGAUCUUCUGGAGCCGGGCGAUGCGAACAAGUUGGAAGAGACGGAACGUGAUUUAUAUCCCUGGCAUACGGGAGCAAACAUUGGGAGUAGAUUUUUACGCAGUUCAGAUGAUCCAUUGAUCUCCGGUGGUACCAACGAUAAUCCGCACGAUAAUGAGCUUAGUGUGUCCUCGGUCAGCCAGUCUAUGUGUCCAUCGCCAACUACACCACCGCCAAAACAUCGCCAUCCGAGCGUCGUAUUGUCGCCGGACCUUACGGAAACGACUCUCUCGCCCUUACCAACGCCACCAAAAGCUGGCCCAACCGCAACGCAUACGAAGGAACAGUCCCAGAAGCGCACCAACAGUGCUCCUAGGGCGCGCCGAAAGGGACCGCUCAAGCUGCGGUUUCAUCACCAGGCACUGCCCCAGGAAUAUCUCGACCACUAUGAGGCAACGCAAAACAAUCUGCAAAAGAAGGAUCUUGCGUCAAAUCAAUCGAAGUCGUCGCGCCAACAGACGAAACCAAACCACCAAUCGGUACACUCAUCAAGGAAGGUAAUGAUGGAACGUCAGGCUGCAUUGGAGCGUGAGGAACGAACGAACGAGUCGGUCCGCAGCUGGCUACAGAAGAUACUCGAGCUGCAAAAGGAAGGUGUGUCAAUGGCACCGCUCAAGGACGAGGUAGUUCAACCGUCGCAGACAUCGCCGGGUAGUGUAGCGAGCGAAAGCAGUACUAGCAAUCAAAACGGUGUACAGCAGAAACGGAUCGUUAGCUAUACCGAUCUACCGUACAUGGGUGAAAUAACGCUAGAGAACUCGAAACCGAGACGCGGAAGAAAACCAAAAAAGGCUGAUAUAUGUCAUUUAAUCUACAAGAACUACGGCACCAUUCUCCCGGGCACUCCUAGUCGAGAGCUCGGUUUGGAGAAAGGGAUGCUAGCGAAAGGAUGCUCAAAGUCGGUCGCCAGCCUCCUUGAGCGACGUCUAACGUCGUCCGACGAGAGGAAGCAACUAUUUGCAGGCGACAAUAAACCACCAGAACCUCUGGAGCAGUCCAACAGUAAAGGGCGCCGGAAAGAGGAACCGCUCAAUUUGUGCGUUCGUGAUUCGGGAGGCAAUGUCCUACCGGCUGGUGGUGAAACGUUUAGUGUUUCCAGCUCCGAAGAGGAAACGGACGAAGUGUUUGCAUCCUCGUGCCCGACACCAAUCAUAACACCUUCGGAUAUUUGUACUGAUCAAGCGCUGGCUGCCAACAUGAAGCUCUCACUGCCAACUCUGCAAUCAUCGUUCGGCAGUACUACGGAGACUCCUUCGACUGCCGAAACUCCACCCGGAUACAUGUAUUGGUCUUCUGGUACGAAUGGUCUUUUUGCACAUCCGAUGUCGAUGUACAACUCACCGCCAGUUCCCGCUGCUGAAGGUCAUGGGAAGCUUUCAGAAGAUCACCUUGGUAAAGAUAUUCGUACAGUAGCAACCUCUCCAAACGCAUCGUCUCCUCCGAUCUCUCCAACUGCUGCGAAAGUUAAUCAGCAGCAUCCGCUACUUGUUCCGAAGCACAUAUCGCAGUUAAUAAAGAACGAUAAGCAAUCACCACCAAAUACCGGCGCAGGACAGCGAUCACCACCGGUACAGAAACGUAAACGAUCCGCCAUUUUUAUACCACCAGUUCCGGCAGAGAACAGCCCCAAUCCGGCGACGGAGGUUAGCAUCUGUAAGUUUAAAUUCACCGGAGGAGCCAAACCUUGUCUUCAGGAGAAGAAGAUACUGAGUGUUGACUCGGGCGGUAACUUCCGGUACUACUCUGGCACGGGUGAUAAGUCGAUGCGCGGUUACGAGUUCUUCCCGAGGGAAAGCCUCCAGCAGAGCAGCAUCAACGCGACCAGCACGACAGGUGCAUUUCUGAAUGCAUCCGGUGAACGAAUAGCUUGCGAUCUUCCGCCACCCUCGUUGGGUUUGAGUAACGAUCUGCUUCAAAUACCCGAGUUCCCAACAUCACCACAACCGUGUGGCUCACUGCAAGGCGAUUCAUCAUCUCCAGUUCCGUACAGUGGAAACACACAGUGUCGGAUGAAUACGGCAAGCAGUGUGUCGGAACGAAGGCGUCGGAAAACGCGUCGUGCAACGCAACGAGAAUCGCUUGAGAAAACGUUCAAAGAGAAGGGCUUUCUCAUCCAGACUCAGCAGCUACAAUCGGCCGAAGGUGCGACCUACUGUAAAUUCAGACAAUUACGCAAAUUUACCCGCUAUCUUUUCCGAAGCUGGAAAGACUAUUUGCCAGGAGAGCUACAGCAACAGCAGGAACAACAGGCACACCCACUGCAGGAAGGAGAACUUUCUAACAUGACUCUGCCAGCAACGGUCGUUACCUCCACCCGGGAGGUACCACAAGAGGAUCACAUUAUCGACGAGGAAUCGUUACUAACAUCUUCGACAAGUAGCAUACGAAUGGACACGGUCGAUGUAUGUGAGCACCGAAACUCUCCGGACAGAGCAGUGCCAUCCGGAGCGUAUCAUCGCAUGGAACGGAAAGAUUCUCCAUCAAGCGUUACAUCGCAGCACGUCCAUUCCGAAACGUUAGUGAUCGAUACCGCGUAUCUUCGACAUGGAAGAUCCUCACCAGUGAUCAACUACGGUCCAGCGGAGGACGCAAGAAGUGUCCUGCCAUAGUUAGUGCCCUUCUUCAAACAUAUCACCUUCUUUGAAUUUACGAAUAGCCAAGACCAAAGAGUAUGUUUAAACUAGCUAGGGAAUGCGUUAGUCGUAAGUCAGCUUCGAUGGAAAACUUCAGACUUUUAUUUAAAUUCCUUUGCUUUCUGCAUCUCCCCCAAUAUAAUCGCGCUGCCAAGCAAGUGCGACGCUUGCCAUUUUUGAUUUGCAAACCAGCGAAUGGAAUCUAGUCUCUCUUAUCGUUCAUUAAUAAAGCAGUAAAAUACUACUACGAUCUGGCGCAACUAAUACUCUCGAAGGUGAAUGUAAGUUUUCCCGCGCGCUUUUUUAUAAUAGAAACAUUUUUCGACUGUGAGCCGAAUACGCAUGAAUAGAUUGCGUUAGAACGAGAAUUAAGUUAAACUGUUGUUAAUUUUCGUAGCUUGAUAACAUGGUUUAAGUUAUUAUUUUUGUUAUGUGUAAUAAAUUGUUUCAUGUAGUUCAAUUUCCACCAUUGCUCCUUUGUUGAAAAGAACCUUGAAAAUAAUAAAAUUUAAAUACAUUGGUAAAUAAUUAAACAAACAAA